GGUGGUGGCAGCCCUAAAGCCAGAAGGAAGCGCUGCUGACUUUGAUAUAUUCCGCGACAAGUUACAAGGGAGCGGGUUUGGUAGCCUGCUUGGUCGUUAAAACAAACGGAGCGAAGAAGAAAAGGGACGUGGCGGGUGGAGUCUUGGCUGGUCACCCAGCGAGGAGGAGAGGCAGAUUGUCACUCUGGGGUAGAUGAGCGAUGUUACAGGACAGCAGAUGUAGCAACGGGCACUUGAAUUUCCUCGCUAGCUGCUGGGAUAUAAACCCUGCCAAAUGUGGCCCCUCCAUGAAAUUCGUGACUUGGCUUGCCCUGAUAACGCUUUUCUAGAGAAAGUGGGGGCGGGGGGGGGACUAGAGGUUUGGCCUGCUCUGACAUUCUCUACCUUACUGACAAACUGAAAGUUAGUAAAUCACUAGGCCUUGAUGGUGUCAAUGCCAGAGAUCUUCAUGCAAAUAAGAAGUGGAUGCCCUCCUUACAAAAAAUAUGUCCUUAAUAUCAGCUUUUGUAUAAAUUAUACAGCUUUUGUAUAGCCAAUUUAUUUGUUUAGGAUUAGUAGGUUGUAAUGUUUGUAAACCACCCAGAGAACCCUCUGGGCUACUAGGGUGAUAUAUAAAUGCAAAUAAUAAAUAAAUAAUAAAUUUUGUACCAGAGGAAUGAGAAUGGCCAAGGGAAUACCAGUUUUUGAAAAGGGACCCAGGGCUGGGGUCCAGGAAACUACAAGUGAGUUAGUUUAACAUCUGCUUCAUUAAAAUUGGUUGAAGCUAUAUGCUUAUAUUUAUAAGCAUAGACAAGCCCUACUGAAAAACAGCAUUCAGUAAAAGUAAAUCAUGCCUCAUUGGCAUUUAAAGUUCUUUGAGAUUGUCAGUAAACAUAUGGACUUGUGUAUCCAAUAGGUAUUGUUCACUUGGAUUUCCAAGAGGUUUUUGACAAAAGGGUGGCCCACUUGCAGAUCAAUAACUGGUUACAGUACAAAAAGUGAAAAGUAGGAAUAGUGAUUUCUCACAAUGGAGGAAUUUAAAUGAUGGGGUCCCAUAGGGAUCUGUACUAGGACCGGUGCUUUUCAAUUUAUCUAAAAAUUAUGUAGAAUUCGGAGUAAGCAGUGAAGUGGCCAAGUUUGCUGAUGACGUCAAACUAUUUAGGCUGGUUAAAACCAAAAGAGAUUGUGAGGACUUCCAAAGUAAUCUCCCAGCUGGGAGAAUGGGUAUCAAAAUUGUAAAUGUGAUUGAAUGUAAGCAAGUGCCAAAUGAUGCAAGAAAGUCUUUCGCAGAAUUUUCCUUGGAACCAAACUACAGUAUUAUUGUUCAUGGAAAUCGCUGAUCGGCCGCUGCCCUGUGACGCAUCUCCAGUGUUCACUGAGUGUUCUCCAUUUUGUUUUUGAAGCCCUAAGAUGCUGCCCAAAUGCCCUGCACCUUCUAAGGCUUCUGGCAAUGAGCCUAAGCGCCAGAAGAAGUUUAAAACACUCCAGGAGAAAGUCAAGCUACUGGAUUUGCUCCAGGAACUAAAAAUGCCACAGUAGUGCUCCAUUGUGGGGUCAAUGAAACCACCGUACACUACAUAAAGAAGAACGAGGCAGCGAUCAGGAGUACCGUAUCAGAAGAAGAACAUCCCCUUGGGCAGUAACAUCAUCCGCGAGAAAGCAUGUAAAUUAUACCAGUAGUUCGCUACAGGAGACGAUGCAGAAGGUACUGAAGAACUGCAAUCAGGACCAUCAACAGCACCGAAGCCUGAACAUUUUCAAGCCAGUAAGGAAUGGUUCGAUCGUUUUCAGAAACAAUGCAAUAUUAGCAGUUUCUCUACAUGCAGAGGCAGCAUCUGCCAACAAAGAUGCUGCAGAGAAGUACCCUGAGACCUUCAGGCACAUCAUAGAGGAGAAGGGAAACAAGCACAAACAAGUUUUCAACAUGGAUGAGACUGGCUUGUUCCGGAAGAAGAUGCCGUCCAGAACUUACUUCAUGAAGGACAAAGCCAAAGCUCCAGGGUUUAAGGCACAGAAGGACAGAGUGAUGCUCAUUAUAUGUGGCAAUGCUGCUGGUUCCAUGAUGAAACCAGGCCUCAUCUAUAAAUCAGCGAGCCCUGCGGCCCUCAAAAACAAAAAUAGAAACCUGUUGCCUGUCUACUGGAUGCACAACCCUAAGGCCUGGAUUACCAAAAUCCUAACUUCAAACUGUUUUCAUCAGUGCUUCAUCCCUCAAGCCAAGGAAUGCCUCCACGACUUAGGCAUGGAUUGCUCGUUAUGGAUAAUGCUGGUGGCCACCCUUUGGAUUUGUAUUACGAGGGAGUCCAGAUUGAGUUCCUCCCUGCCAACAUCACCUCCCUCAUCCAACCUACGGACCAAGGCUUGGAUCCGUGCCUUCAAGGCUCUUUAUACCUGGAAUUCUCUCCAGCACCUUGUGGGUGCAAUGGACAUGGAUGAGAAUUUUACAUUAAAGAGUUACUGGCGUAACUUUACGAUCACAACAUGCCUGUCAGUCAUCUAAGCUGCUUUUAAGGAGAUGAACAAGGAAACCCUCAACGCAUGCUGGAAGAAGCUGUGGCCAGAGUGUGUCCAUGAGUACAAGGGCUUCUCACCUGAAGAAAUUCAGCAUGAGGCUGUCGAUAAGGCCGUGAGACUGGCAAAGAUACUUGGUGGCAAAGGUUUUGACAACAUCACUCAAGAUGAGGUCAAUAACCUCAUUGAUGCCCACUCUGAAUGCCUGACGGAUGAGGAUUUGUUGGAGUUAACGAAGUCUGCCAUGGAAGAGGAGGAGAAAGUGAAGGAUCCAGAGCAAGAGGAGGAGAAGCAGGACCUGACAUUGGAACAUCUGUCCCAGAUUGUUAGGACAGUGAAGGAGUUGCAAGGGAUGAUUGAAGCAUGGGAUCCCCAUAUGGGUUGGGCUCUCAAAAGUUAAUGAUGGCAUCGAUGCUGCCAUUCAGAUAUAUAAAACCCUCCUUGCCACCAUGAAGAAACAAUGACAGCAACUUCCCAUUACAAUGUUCCUCAACAAAAGCCAGCACUAAACCCCACUGGAAGAAGACCCGGAAGAAGAUAUGACUCCUGAAGUGCCUGAAGAAGAGGCGCCACCCAAGGAACUGUAAAUCCUGUUUUGCUGCCUUUGUACUUUGUCCUGGUCGAACGGAUGAUCAAACCACCAUCUCCCAGGGCCAGUUAGCACAGCAGAAUGGCUCAGCCUAGCUGGAAGAUGGUGCUCUGGGCAAUUGGUGCUGCUAGCUUUAUCAUUAUUGAAAGCAAAGCCGCAGAAGGUGUCCUUCCAGAGGUAGCCACCAGAUAUGGGAGUCUGCGGGGGAAGCGAGCACGUGUGAAAGGCACAGAGAAACUGGCCGAUGUCUUCCUGGGGGUGCCCUUUGCCAGGCCUCCAACAGGGUCCUUGAGAUUCUCCCCACCGCAGCCCCCUCAGCCAUGGGAUGGUGUAAAAGAUGCGACAGCUCACCCCACAGUAUGCCCCCAGGACCUGAGCACACUCAAGGGAAUUCAGAAAAGGUGGAAAGAGACCCACCCACCCUUGCACAGUUCCGAGGACUGUUUGUAUUUGAACAUUUAUAGACCAGCAAAUUCAUCCCACGCCUCCAAGUUCCCGGUGAUGGUCUGGAUUCAUGGAGGGGAAUUCAUAUUUGGGGCAGCAUCCAGGUUUGAUGGCUCAGCGCUAGCUGCCUACGAAGAUGUGGUGGUAGUCAUCAUUCAGUACCGUCUGGGCAUUUUGGGGUUCUUUAGCACAGGGGAUGAGAAUGCCAGAGGGAACUGGGCUGCCUUGGAUCACCUGGCAGCUUUCCGGUGGAUCCGAGACAACAUCAAGCCCUUUGGGGGUGAUCCAGAGUCGGUGACUCUUUUUGGUGUCUCUGCAGGUUCCUUCCUUGUUUCGGCCCAUAUUCUCUCUCCCUUGUCAAAGGGCUUGUUCCACAGGGCCAUUCUGGAGAGUGGCACCUCCUUGUUUCCAUUGGCCUUCAAGUCCAAACCUCGUCUGUAUGAGGAAAUGCAGAAGCUUGCCCAGGCGUUGGCCUGCGAGGCUUCCAGUUCCGCUGCCGUGGUUCAGUGCCUCCGACAGAAGAGUGAGAGGGAGCUGAUUGCCAGCCAGAGGGCGAUUCAGAACUUUGGAUUAGUUGUGGACGGAGUGUUUCUGCCCAAGACCUCUGAAGACCUUCUGGCAGGAAAAGAGCUCAAUGCUGUGCCCCUCAUAGUCGGAGUCACCAAUAAUGAAUUUGGCUGGAAUAUACGCAGAACAUCACAGCUGGAAGGCUUGAAGGAGCCGGGAGACCGAAACACCAUGUUCGCCACGCUGAGAGCACUCGGCUCGCCUUUGGGUGUUCCCGAGGAGGUCCUGCCCAUGCUGCUCGAUGAGUACCUGGGAGACACCAGUGACCCUGAUAAACUGAGGGAUGGCUUCCUGGACCUGCUGGGAGAUGCAGCCUUUGUUGUUCCCGCCAUCCGAACCCUAAAUUAUCUCAAAGAGGCGGGUGCGCCUGUUUAUUUCUUUGAAUAUCAACAUCGACCUAGUUUGUACCAUGACACCAAACCGGAUUAUGUGAAAGCAGAUCAUGCAGAUGAAGUCGGCUUUGUCUUUGGAGGGCCGUUCCUCACUGGUGACACACGCCUGCGUGAUGAAGCCACCGAAGACGAGCGGCUCUUGAGCAGGACCAUGAUGAAGUACUGGGCUAACUUUGCGCGCACUGGAAACCCGAACAGGGACGGCUUGGUGGAAUGGCCAGCAUAUAAUAAUGCAGAGCAGUAUCUAGAGCUAAAUCUGAAGCAGAAGGCAUCAAGGAAGCUGAAAGAAGAAAAAGUGGAAUUUUGGAUGAAGCGCUUGCCUGAAAAGAUUAAGGAGCUGAGAGGAAGACACACUGAGCUGUAAUUCACCCCGCACCCCGUUGCCCAUUUUCCUAGUAUUCCCUUAACUGAGAGAAGCAGCACCUCUUGGCUUUCAGAUCACUGAGGAAGGCCCUGUCGCAGAGCUUGGUCAAAGGGUGCCAGCACACCGAGGGGCUGCUCAAGUUCCGCAAAACCACAAACGAUCCUCCUCCCUGCUGUCCCGCAGUCACGUGUUCGUGGGGCAAUUCACUGAUCUUGAGAAUUUCCUGCAUGCCUCCAUCCUCCCUGCAGAUGGUGCCAUGCGUCCCCUCACCCCCUGUGCCCGCCUGCCCCAUCUGCCUCUCAAAAGGGGCCAAAGGUAAGGGUCCCCAACCCAUCAUCCCCAUUCCUGAAAUUUAACCCUGAACCCCAACCCUAAGCUUCUAAUAAAUGCAUUCUAAAAUAA
Messenger RNA from Varanus komodoensis (Komodo dragon), 5248 nucleotides. It is a transcript of the gene CES2, whose product is annotated as carboxylesterase 2. The transcript has 15 exons. The record is from RefSeq and is a predicted model, not a curated record. The coding region runs from base 3161 to 4846 and encodes 561 amino acids. Lineage: Eukaryota; Metazoa; Chordata; Lepidosauria; Squamata; Varanidae.